AUGGUGAAGUGUGAACACUUUCAGAGUACAAAGAGCAUGAGCAUGUCGACUGGAGGAGUAGUGCCGGCUCCGCUCUGCCAGGGCUUUCUGAAGAAACGGAAAGAUAAAAUGAGGCUUCGGUGGGUGACUUACUGGUUCAGGCUUUACAAUACAACUCUCUUUUUCUACACUAAAAAACACGGGAGUGCUUUAGACCUCAGGGGCCAGUAUUACAUAUAUGAGGUUCAGUCUGUGCGGGAGGUCGGCAGAUCGGAGAACAAUCGCUAUCUGUUUGAGAUCACAAUGAAAAAUGGGAAGAAGAAAAUGCUGGCUGCAGAUACAGCUGAUGUCAGGCAGGAGUGGAUGGAGCAGCUGUGGAAAGCCAUGCUGCUGAAUGGCCCAGACAGAUCUGGAUCUCUCACCGAUGGGGAGCUGGUGCCAGAUAACAACCCUGAAAUUCGGUCUAGCCGGUGUGAAGAAUCAAAUAAUGAGACCAGCAGCACUUCAGUGGACAGCCUUGAUCAAGAGUCAUUCCAGUCCUUCGCUGUUGCUGAUGAGACACAAGACAGUUUGCACACAGGCAAUGAAAUGGAGCAAAGUACUGAGGAGUUUUUACUGACAGACUGUGACUACGAUGUUUUACCAUCUCUAAAACUUGCUGAAGAAGCCAUCUAUGACACUCCCCCUUCCAAAUGGUCAACCAAUGUGGGAGAACAUGAAGUGACUGAUAGCAUCUAUGAUUUCCCAAACCCUGUGAUUAGGAAAUUGACUGAACAUACAAUUGAAUCUCACAGCAGUAGUGAGAGGCCUGAGAGUGGUGGUCUUCUGGGUGACAUGAUAGCCUGUUUGGACAGUGAAUCUGCUGCCUGGGUGAAACCUGCUCCUCCGUGAACCUCAUGGGUCAAUUUGAGCAAGACUGCGAUGAUGAUGAAUGUUUGUUGUUGCAGUAAACCUUAAUUUUGUUUAUAAUAAAUUAGUUUUCCAUCCAAACUGUCAUCACCUAUGUAGAACAAUGACUGUUCAUUGUGGAAUUUCAAACUGUCCCUAAUCAUCUAAGCUAAACAGGGAAGU
Sinocyclocheilus grahami is the source of this 1050-nucleotide messenger RNA. RefSeq lists its product as uncharacterized. Lineage: Eukaryota; Metazoa; Chordata; Actinopteri; Cypriniformes; Cyprinidae. Bases 1 to 870 code for a protein of 289 amino acids. The transcript has 10 exons. The record is from RefSeq and is a predicted model, not a curated record.